Molecule: messenger RNA, 1121 nt
Organism: Chlamydomonas reinhardtii
Lineage: Eukaryota; Viridiplantae; Chlorophyta; Chlorophyceae; Chlamydomonadales; Chlamydomonadaceae
Exons: 1
Coding region: 279-554 (91 amino acids)
Source: RefSeq, a predicted model, not a curated record
GUACCUGAGAGACACAGGAGAUGGCUGAGCGACCGCGCUGAGCGACUGUGGACCCGCUAUCGUUGAGGGAAACGGUUCACGACUGGGGCGGAUAAAUAGCGUUUCUCGCCUCGAGAAACAGAGUUCUCCGACGAUGGAACGAGAAGUACGGCAACUGUCAUUGCCGAAGUAUUGUAGGGCAGCGCUCUGCGCUGCACGGCUAUCCGCCGAUUAAUACUUCCUUAUCCUCUGCUUUACCGCAGAGACUCCUAUUCCUAAAGAGCCCGCCCGCCUCCCUCAUGCCCAGGCCCCCGCCAUCCGCCACGGGCCGCGCCCGCCCCGCCGCGCCCAGCGGCAGCGCCCCCCGCGCCCUCCCCAGCACGGGCGCCGGCCGCGGGCGGGGCCGCGGUGCCCACCGCGGCCGCGGUCCCAAGCCCCGCGCCGCCGCGCCCGCCGCCGCGCCUGUCCCGCUGCCGAGCGGCCGCGGCCGCGGUCGCGGCCGUGGCGCGCCACAGCCCAGCGCGCCGCCGUCCGUGACCACGCGCUCUCGCGCGCGCGCCACGCCGGCGCCCUAGCCCGGCCGGGCCGCCGGCCAUCACGCCGGCGCCGGCCGGCCACCGCCGGCGGCCUCUAGGGCCGCCGCGCGCCUUACCUUUGGUCCAGGCCUAGGCGUAUCCGCAUGUCGCAUGUUGUGCUAGUGCGCGGGUGCCUGUCUGCCUGCCAUGUUUGUUGCCGCAUACCUUGCCGGCCUACGUCGCCGGGAGCAUCGUUGUCCGGUUGCGGUGCAUUGCCGGCCACUAGUGUGGCUUGGUGUGUUUGAGGUGUAUUGCCAGCCACUGGUGUGGCUCGGUCUGUUUGAGGAGUAUUGCCGGCCACUGGUGUGGCCCGGUAUGUUUGAGGAGUAUUGCCGGCCACUGGUGUGGCCCGGUAUGUUUGAGGAGUAUUGCCGGCCACUAAUGCAACAUAAACAUCGGGGUUUGGGGGGGUAGUCGUCGGUCGUUUCGGUUGAGGUAGCGGGGAAUUGUGACGAGACGAUUGGGACCAGGAUGGUUACACUGGGCAUAAGCCGACCGGGAGCUGAGUGCCGGUCAGGGUCAGGACAGGGCUUAUGUGUGCCUCUCGUACUGUAAGUUCCGAGGAGG